Fraxinus pennsylvanica is the source of this 1605-nucleotide messenger RNA. Lineage: Eukaryota; Viridiplantae; Streptophyta; Magnoliopsida; Lamiales; Oleaceae. The record is from the annotation of a GenBank genome assembly.
AUGUUUGAUAUCCUUUUUGGAUGGAGAAAAGCUUCUAAAUGCAAGAAACUUAUACGAAGGGUUCAGUGUCGUCUGAAACUGCUCAAGAACAAGAGGAGUUGUAUUGUGAAGCAGUUGCGCAAGGAUGUGGCCGAGCUUCUUCGACAUGGGCAUGAAAAAAGUGCCUUCGACAGGGUUGAGCAGCUAUUGAUAGAUGAAAGUAUGGUGGAAGUAUAUGAUCUGAUUGAGAACUUUUGUGAAUGUAUAAUUAAAAAUCUUGGCUACAUCCGCAAACACAAGGACUGUCCGAAAGAAUUUAAUGAAGCAGUGUCGACUCUCAUUUUUGCAUCGGCAAGAUUUGGCAAUCUACCAGAACUUUUAUCCAUUAGGAAACUCUUUCAAGAGCGUUACGGUGAGAGAUUUGCAAGUGCUGCGCUUGAAUCACACCACGGAAAUUUUGUGAAUCAUCAGAUUAGAGAGAGCUUUUCUAUACAAAAUGUGCCAGAUGAAGUGAAGUUCGACCUGUUAGAUGAAAUUUGUAGGACUUGUGUUGAGCCAGGGCUGCUGUUGCUUGAAUACAAACCUGAGUUGCAAGAAAAAUCGGAAACCAAUCCUAUAGGCAAUAAGAUAUCGAGUAGCGAUGACGAUGAUAGCCUUGAAAUGCCGGUUUCCAACAUUGAAGAGAAAAUUGUAAACAUUGAUCUGUCAUCCGAGAAGCAAACAAUUUUGAAAACUCCGUGUGAUUCUUACAAGUUUACAGCAGUCCAAACCUCAGCGCACAUUAUAGAAGAGAAACUAGUCAAGUCUUUACAGCAUAAUGAUAUGGUUAAAUUUACAGUUUCAGAGUUUAUUGGUGAAACUAACGGUGGAGGCAUGGCAGACGAGUCUUCUUCAGAAACUUCAGUUCGACUACCAGAAGAAAUGAUAUAUCUUGAUGAUAUUGAGGAAUUCGUGUCUUCAUUGAGCAAAGACCGAAAUUGCCAAGAUCAAAGAUUAUUCAUGUUCAAAUCAUCUGCCAUUGCCUUGAAACCAAAAAUAGAUUAUGCUAUCGAGAAUGAUCUCAAGGCAAAAAUCAUUCCUCGUAAUGGCAAGGUAUCAACGAAGUCGAGGAAAACUAGGAAGGCAGGUGGAAAUAGAUUGAGAAGAUCAGUUUCAAUAGAGAACAGAGAUGUGAACGAUGUUGAAUAUGCAAGUUACUACUACAGUGAGAAAUUAUCAAAUUACAAGACGAAAUCUCUUAAUCGGAGAAAGCAUCAGAAGAAGAUUUCAGUCGAGGACAAGAAUGGAAGUCAAGAAAAUGAGCAGCACACUUGCUCUGUCAAAGUCAAGAGCAGCUUAAGUUUUGUCAAGUACGAAGAGAAAGAACUGAGAUGUACAGAAACCGCAUCCUCCAAGGUUUUUACAAUGCGUAGUCUAUACGAAGAAAGGGAUGAGCAACCCCAUUUAAGGGCAAUGAGUAUGCCUUUUGAAAUGCCUAAAGAGAACGUUUUAAGGUCAAAGUCCUUCCCACUUCAACAAAUUAAUGGAUCGUCUUGUUUUCGCCAUAUCCACCCAAAGCUUCCAGACUAUGAUGAACUAGCAGCCAAAUUCAUGGCUCUCAAAACGGCAAAUUUCCAACCAAUUUGA